CCGAAGCUUCCAGAAGCAGCAUGAAGGCCGUGUCGGGGCCUGGGGCCGGUACCGGGGCCGGUACCGGUAACGGGGCCUGUACCGGGGCCGGGUCCGUGUUGUUGUCCGUCAGCAGCAGCCUCACGGCCCGCAGGGCUCCCAAGCGGUACAGCACCGGGAUCACUGUGGCCGAGCUCAAGUGCAAGCUGGAGCUGGUGGUGGGCAGCCCGGCCUCCUGCAUGGAGCUGGAGCUCUAUGGCACCGACGAUGAGCUCCUGGGGCGGCUGGACUGCGAUGAGGCCCUACUGGGAUCCUAUGAGCUGUGGGAUGGAUGCAGGGUGCACGUUAUUGACCGCAGCGGCGCUCGCAUUGGGGAGUAUGAGGACGUGUCCCAGGUGGAGAAGUAUGAGAUGACAGAGAGUGACUAUGACAAGAGACCAGCCUAUGGGGUAACACACAGCCUAUGGGGUAACACAUACAGCCUAUGGGGUAACACAUACAGCCUAUGGGGUAACACAUACAGCCUAUGGGGUAACACACAGCCCAGCCGGAGGGGGACGGUCAUGUAUGUGGGACAAACUGACUUCAAGCCAGGCCACUGGGUGGGGGUGCGCUACGAUGAGCCCCUGGGCAAGCACGACGGCAGUGUCGGUUCCCGACGUUACUUCGAGUGUAUUCCCAAAUACGGAGCCUUCGUCAAGCCCCAAAGCGUCACCCCCGGAGACUUCCCGGAGGAGGAGCUGGGCCUGGAGGAGGAGGAGCUUUGAGGGCGGAGCCUCCUCAAGCCACGCCCCCAAACAACACAAACCACGCCCCCAACCUCCAUUUCCCACCACCCGCCCCCCCUUUUGGCGGGGUUUUCCCCGCUGGCCACGCCCCCUCGGCACUGAAGGGGCGUGGCCUGCAGGGCGCGCCUCCGCGUGGGGCGUGGCUUCCCCGCUGACCACGCCCCCGCUCGCCACGGGGGGCGUGGCUUUCUAUUGACCAUGCUCCCUCGCUAUGGAAGGGGCGUGGUUUCUCCCUGGCCACGCCCCCUCAUCCCAAGGGGCGUGGCGUUGCCUGCGGCAGCCAAUCAGCGAAGAGGAGGCGGGGCCAAGCAGGGAUGGGUGAGUG
This is a messenger RNA of Melopsittacus undulatus (budgerigar), 1092 nucleotides long. Its product is annotated as tubulin-folding cofactor B-like. Gene Ontology annotation, biological process: post-chaperonin tubulin folding pathway; tubulin complex assembly; cytoplasmic microtubule organization. Gene Ontology annotation, cellular component: nucleus; cytoplasm; microtubule plus-end. Lineage: Eukaryota; Metazoa; Chordata; Aves; Psittaciformes; Psittaculidae. Gene Ontology annotation, molecular function: microtubule plus-end binding; alpha-tubulin binding. The record is from RefSeq and is a predicted model, not a curated record.